Messenger RNA from Salvia splendens (bonfire salvia), 339 nucleotides. Its product is annotated as mavicyanin-like. Gene Ontology annotation, cellular component: plasma membrane. Bases 1 to 339 code for a protein of 112 amino acids. Gene Ontology annotation, molecular function: electron transfer activity. The transcript has a single exon. Lineage: Eukaryota; Viridiplantae; Streptophyta; Magnoliopsida; Lamiales; Lamiaceae. The record is from RefSeq and is a predicted model, not a curated record.
AUGACAGAUUUCAAAUACAAUCAACAAUUCCACAACGUGAUGGAAGUGAGUCAGCAAGAUUACGAGUCGUGCAACUCGAGCUCGCCUAUUCAUACCUACACGACGGGUCAUGACUCGGUCGAGUUAACGGCGGCCGGCCGCCGCUACUUCAUCUGCAGCACUCCCGGCCAUUGCAACGCCGGACAAAAGCUCCCCGUCGUUGUCCACUGUAAGCACGAUGACGACAAAUCUCCGCCGGUGCCGGAGCAUCACAGCAGCUCGAUCGCCCUCAAUGUUCCUAAACAACCUUUCUUUUUUUAUGUGCUAUUAUGCUACAUUGUUUGGCAUGAGUUUAUCUAG